This is a messenger RNA of Caenorhabditis briggsae, 459 nucleotides long. The record is from RefSeq and is a predicted model, not a curated record. Lineage: Eukaryota; Metazoa; Nematoda; Chromadorea; Rhabditida; Rhabditidae. The coding region runs from base 1 to 459 and encodes 152 amino acids. The transcript has 2 exons.
AUGUCUUUCACUUCUAUCCUCCUCACUAUCCUUUCUGCUUCCAUCCUUUUCAAUGUCCCACGCCUCAACUGCAACACCAUCACCCGCACCCAAUGCAACACUGUCGCCUGGAGAACAAUCAUCGCUGAGGAUUGCCCAUCCGCCUGUGGAUUCUGCGGACAAGGAGGAUGCGUCGACGCCGUCACCAACUGCGGGAAUGAUAUCUCCGUGUGUAACACCGUUGGUAUGCAAGACUUCGUGAACCAAUACUGCCAGAAGACCUGUCAAAGAUGCCCAUCCACCACUGCUGCUUCUGGAACCGUAACCUCUACUGGAGCGUCCACUGGAACCUGCACAUCUUACAUCGCUGACACCACCACUCAGUGCACCGCUUGGGCCGCCAACGGAUUCUGCACCAACACCUUCUACACCGCCGCUCAACGUAGAGCCAGAUGUGCCACCACUUGCAGAAUCUGCUAA